Messenger RNA from Leishmania major strain Friedlin, 1332 nucleotides. RefSeq lists its product as hypothetical. The coding region runs from base 1 to 1332 and encodes 443 amino acids. The record is from RefSeq and is a predicted model, not a curated record. The transcript has a single exon. Lineage: Eukaryota; Euglenozoa; Kinetoplastea; Trypanosomatida; Trypanosomatidae. Gene Ontology annotation, cellular component: ciliary base; axoneme.
AUGACGGAAAGCCGAUGGAUCACGGAGGCCCUCGUGCAGUUUUCCGCGUCGCCGAUAUGGCUGACGCCGAUCGACAACUUUGUCGACGAUAACUGCUGCAUCUUCAGUAACGAGUCAGAGAUGCAGUUGGAGUACACGGUCGCGCACAACAAAUUCAAGAAGCUCAUCGACUCCUUGCUGACGUGCUUCUUGAUGGAGCUGGGGGUCUCGAUGGAGACGGCCGUGGAGGCCCUGCAGAGCUCCCUCGCGGUGAGUGUGCAGACGUCCGAGGGCCUCUCCGAGCAACAAGCUGCGAAGAAAUUGCUGAAGCAGAUCUUCAAUGCGGACAACUUCUCGCACUUUCACACCAUGAUGGUGAAGCGCAACUUGGAGCUUGACAUUCUGGCAAACGCCGCUCUCUCUUCAGAUGGGGUAUGCGGGAACGGCGGUGCAGCGCUGUCAACGGAGGAGGUCGAGAAGGAAACCCGGGCCCGGGCUCGCGUGCAGCGCGCCAUCGACGUCAACGGCGACGUGAGCGAGGACGAUGCGCUGCGGCGCGCCAUCGAAGUGUCGUUGCAGGAUGGCACUGCACAGCAGCAAGUGCAGGCCUACAGGAAGGCGUGCAUACAGGAGGAUGCAAAUCUGCAAUUGACUGCUGUCGAACACCAAGCAAACAGUGAGAAGGCGCAGCUGGAGGCUGUCCUGCAGACGCAGUCCGCUCAGAACCUCCCCGAAGGCGAGCACUUCCGACAGAAUCACGUCGAACCCAUUAACAAGCAGAAGGAAUCGCAGCUUCAGCCGAUUCGUGCCCACGCAAUGUCGGGGAAGGGGCAGAAGGGGUGCGACGAGGCCGAGCCGCAGAAGGCGAAUUUCAACUCACCCGAGUCGCCUUGUCCUCUCCCGGCGCUGCAAGUGCCCGCUGCGGCGUCCGCACCUGUGGCCGCACCGGUUAGUGUACCUGCAUUGCCCUCGAUUGGUCAGCGCCAGGCUGCCUUGCCCUCGAUUCCGUCCACGAUAACUGCAAGCGUCUUGAAAUCUGCACCCAGCGCACCGGCGCAUCAGGCACACGGUACCGCCGUCUCAGCGACGCCGGCGCCGACACCGAUACCGACGAAGGAGGAGCUUGAGAAGCGUGCGCAGUACAUGCGAGAGCAGCGUGAAAAGCUUCUUGCACGCAACCGUGCUUCGCGUCAAGAGCAGCUCAACACGUUCCUGCAAAACAACAGCUCCUCGACGACCACGUCGUCUUCCGCCGCAUUGGCAGCCACCGGCGCUGCGCAAUCAGUGACCGUCGAAAUCGCUCGCCGGCUGCGCGGUGACCUCAUAGGUGAAGCCCGGAAGAGCAGUGGUUGA